Molecule: messenger RNA, 3927 nt
Organism: Podospora bellae-mahoneyi
Lineage: Eukaryota; Fungi; Ascomycota; Sordariomycetes; Sordariales; Podosporaceae
Exons: 2
Coding region: 220-3927 (1235 amino acids)
Source: RefSeq, a predicted model, not a curated record
CAGACAUUCAACUUGGACCCUGGCGAAUGAGAGGAUUCCCACCACCUCCCUCCUGACGUCGGAGCUUCACAUGGAAAAUUCUAGCUCUCAGCUCCUCUGCCAGCAUCGCCUAACGCACCAGACACCACCUGCAACACGGCGUAGAAAAUGUAUCGCCAUAUCGAAUAUCUUUGAGUUGGAACCCCGAGAGAUUCGCCUCAGGGCGAAGGGAGCUCCGAAAUGACUGACCACACCACCAACACCACCGCCCACGAUGUUAGCCCACCCUCCCAUCUGCGUCCACAGCGGGCGGCACGCCACUCCAGUGCGUUCGAACGAGGACCGUCCUCCAGCUUACAGACCAGCUUUAUAAACGUAUCACCCCCCGACUCUAACCCGGCACCGCUCCACGAGGAGCUCGACCCUCUAGCGAAGUCGUCGAUGCGCCUGGACAGCCGAAACCCGAUCGAGAAGCGGCGGUCACUUAAUGCGUCUCGUGGCCAUAAACAUCGACCCAGUGGUGCUUUUCUUCUCAACGAUCCUCUAUUCAACCCCCAUACUCGCGAGCGCGACGCGCAUAUCAACCCGCGAGCCAAUAGGCAAUACCGAAAGUCGACCGAUCAAUACAGGCUUCGAAAUGCUCAGCAUGACCAGACCAGACUCUACCCGAGAACUCUCUCGGGCAGCUCAGGGCCUUCUAUGCUCACUGGGGAGUAUGAGCCAACGGGGAGUGGCCACUCUGACCCAAUAUCGGCAUCCUCUACCCUCACCAGGCGCGAGCGCGACUCCCUUGCGGGGGACACAGCUGUUGGAUCAUCGCCUCGAACGAGCAUUACGCAAAUGGAUCUGGAAUCGGCACAGAUUGUUAAUAUGGCCCUAAACCUGAGCGAAUCCAGACGCCUCGCGUCUAGGAGAAGCAUUACGCAGCCAGCGCUACCUAGGUUGGCACCGUUGCCUGAUGGUACCACAGGAGGCAGCUUGAGACAUCACCUUCAGCAACAAAGAAGAAUUUCACAAACUAUCUCUCCCAAGCCUGAUCGGUCACCGAGGAUAGGUCCGGGGAGGGUGCUCAGCCCUCUACAGCCAGCAUUUGAACCCGAAGGGGGCUACCGCUACCAUUUUUCUCAAUCUACUUUGGCACGCGCGCAGAAGGCGAAAGAGUAUUUGGACCUCAUGGCCCAAUACAGAAGAGUCUUAGAACUGUUGCCGCCAUUGGAGAUGUCUAGAACUUCCACCAACGAGUCUGAGACUAGGAUUGGACGCCCGUACAAUCCUCUUCAGUACAUACGCAAUCGCAAAGUCAGAGCCCGCGAGCGGAAAGCUAUUGAUGGUGAAGGCCAGGGGUUUAAUGAUGUCCCCAGAGUAUCUGAGUGGAUUGACGAGGUUGCCAAAUGGGUGGCCACCGGUCAAGCUCGAAUACCAGGCAAUUCUGCCUUGCCCCCUUUUUCAGGCGCACAAGCUGCAUCAUUUCAAAGCUCUCCGCCAUCCAACGUUUCUCGGUCAACGACCUCUGCUGCUAAACCAAAGAGACCGCGAGUUGACUGGGCGAUUGAUCCUGCAGACAUGAUCGCAGAUGUCUACUGGCUGGAGCUUGAUGAUAAUAAACGGCUGGUAGAGGAUCGCCAUUGGAAGCGAGUGUUUCCCCAGGGAACGGACGCUUCCAGGCCAUUGCCAUUACGCGACGAGGCCCCACGGUUGACAACACCGGGCUCAACUAAAGAUUCUUCAGACUCUGGCGAAAAGCCACAGCCAGAAGCCCCGCCACCCAAACAUGAGCAUGAGCAUGUCCUGAGUACAGCUAGGGAUCGCGCACAGCAGAAGCUACGAGCUCUGAAAGGAUCCCAUCACCGCCAGAAUAGUUCUGUUAACAACAGAGAUUUUCUGCGUAUCCGAAGAGCCUCUGUAUCCGAAUCAUCAGACACAGACAGUGACAGGCGGCGGCGGGCCAGAGCCGGCACUGCCACAACUACUGUAAGAUCUGUUUUGGAGAAGCAGAUGGAGGAGAUGAUAGCCAGGGAACAGAGGGAGUCGGAGUCUUCACCAGCCCUUUAUGACCACGAGGCGCUACGUAUGAAGUUUGCUAGCCUCAACCCGGCGACCCCUGAGCGAGAUCUUUUGAACAACGCCGCAUCAGAUGCGACCCAAACUAAGCCUUUGUCUCGUGGGACGGAUUCGCGCGCCGACUUGAGCGAAAGCGAAUGCAGGCUCACAGGCUUACACCACCGUCCUUCUCCACCUGUUCCGGGCCGUGCUAGUCUCGAGGUCCCUUCGAGAGGUAGAAGAUUCUCGGUGGAUUAUGAUACGUCACAGCCCAACUCCCCAGAUUUGCGGCCAAAUCGAGAUGUCGGUCUAGUCCCAGCAAUCGGGAUGGAUUUAUCACCCUUGUCCAGCAGACCAAGCUCUCCAUCACGAAACCCGCUGAGCAAGGUUAAGAGCAUUUUCCGUGAGCGUAGUAAGGAGCGCAUUGCGGACAAUUAUGCAAGCGCAGAAGAGCCCGAGACACCAGCGCCGCUGAACGAGAAGCUCUUUGCCUCGCCCGAGCCGGAUUGGAGUGCCGUGUCAUCCCCGGAAAGAAGACCAUCAAGGAGUCCGAUCGGCAGGAUAGUAACCAAAGGCACAGACUCGAGUCACCGAUCACAUAAGAGUGUCGGCAGUGUCAAGCUUAAACCUGAAGAUGUUGGAGGCGGCCUCAGGUCGCUGUUCCGUGGCCCUCGUAUCGACACUGUCCUGCGAAGCGGCGUGUCCAAGAUCAGUGAUAUGGUUUGGCGAAAGGACGCUGGUGAUGAUCAGUACUCUACCACUUCGUCAGAUUCUGAGGCCGAGGCCAGGGGUAGGUCCCGUGGUCCUCGGGUUUUUCGACGGGGUCAUGGUCGGACGCCAUCGACGCAAAACGGAAAGCAUCAGGUUGAGCCUUUACCACAGGUCGUCUCGGUAGCAAACACCGCCAAGCCACCGAACAGUGAACAGCAAACUGGGUUGCUACCACACCCACCAGCACAGCCACUCAGCCGACGAUCAUCGCGGUUCGACCUCCUCAAGCCGCCAAGGAUCGAUAUUCAAAAUGCAUCACCAAGUGCAUCGCCGCCUCACUUGUUGGAGAGGCGCAAGGAACAGGUUGAAUCAGACGCAGAGUCCCGGAAGAGCGCCGACUGGGGGAUCGAUCGUACCGAUAUGGCACCACUACCCUUUCACAAACCCCGACAAUUCUCUACCGUAUCUUCCAGCCGCCACUGGUCCAUUGCCGACCGUGGCGGUAGCACUCCAACGCGGCCAGCAAUCUCCAAACGGGAAAUCGCCCGCUUGAAGGCGCUGAUUCUCAGCUCUGGAAUCCAUGCAAUGGAGGUAGAUCGCCGUGCCAAAGAGCGCAAGCUUUUGACGUCCCCUCACUCCUCCCAUAUCUCUAGCCACUCCCCAGAUGGCCAACCGGACUUUGCCUGGAAGGACGUUAUAUCCCUAUGUCCUGACCCAGAAACGAGACACAGAUUGGUCACUCGCCCCGUUGCUCAAAUAGAUCUCUAUCCCCUCGCCGCACGGACUCUGUCAUCUGCAAUGGAGGCCACAGCCGCGCAGUUUCAAUUCACGCACGACAAGUUCGCCAGGGAGACGGCGCCCCACUUGGAGAAGAAGGUCGAGGCAACAAGGUGGAAGAUCGCCGGGGAGCUGACCGACCUCGCGCAUAGGGCUGCGGACGAGGCGGACGAGGCGAAUCAUGAUUUGGUUGCGGGCCAGAGGCUGAAGGUCAAGAGGGUGGUGGACCACAUUGAGAAGAUGUUGCGGCGCCGUAGGAGGCGGUUUAGGUGGCUUAGGAGGGCGGGGUGGUUGGGAGUGGAGUGGGUGCUUGUUGGGUUUAUGUGGUGGGUUUGGUUUAUGGUGAUGAUUUCGAGGGUGGCGAUUGGGCUUGGGAGGGGAGGGUGGAGGUUGGUUAGGUGGUUGCUGUGGUUGGAGUGA